This is a messenger RNA of Geodia barretti, 234 nucleotides long. The record is from the annotation of a GenBank genome assembly. NCBI's taxonomy places the organism in Eukaryota, Metazoa, Porifera, Demospongiae, Tetractinellida, Geodiidae.
GAUGAGAGUGUGGUAGAGGAAGGUGACUCUAAAAAGGGAUCAGACCGUAAUGAGUCUCUGACUGGUGUAGUGGUGGGACUGGCUGUAUUGCUCCUCGUCUCAGUGACUAUCAACCUACUGUUAGCUGCCCACUGGAUGUACACACUGAGAGGGAGGGGAACAAAGAGUGGUGGAGAGGAUCCCGGGAACCAGGAACAGCUCUAUGAGGACGUGGAUAGUGUUCAGCCACUCUAU